Molecule: messenger RNA, 925 nt
Organism: Colletotrichum navitas
Lineage: Eukaryota; Fungi; Ascomycota; Sordariomycetes; Glomerellales; Glomerellaceae
Exons: 1
Coding region: 172-702 (176 amino acids)
Source: RefSeq, a predicted model, not a curated record
UCCACCGUCAGGAGAGGCUUUCGAGAACGCGAGCGCCGUUGACCAGGCUUGAAGAACAGAUCCGCGAUGAACCUUCAUUCUGCACGCACACUUCAACGCCAUCCGUACACUUCAACGCCAUCUGGUCUGGAGAAUCCUGACGUGGUUUGAUGCUGGGGCAGCUAGCUGUUAAUGGAUCUCAAGUCUCAUGGUGGCGCUUGCUUCACCGCGGCAAACCCUUGGAGAUCGCUGGUUGCAAAAGAUGCAAUUAAAAACAACCCCACGUGUUGUUGCCAACUCUCGUCAGCCCCUGCUCCAGCUCCAGCUCCAGCUUCUUCCAUGAAUCGGCGAGUGACUCCAACGACAAAUCUUAAUCAUGAUUGCGAUGGUGUCAGCCAGCCAAAUCGCUCAGUGGUGCUGUCUCCCCCAGCCUGCUCCGAAAUAAGGGGGUGGGGGGAAGGAGGUAUCGCCAGGCUUUCGCUCAUUUCGCCUAGAGAGUACCCAGAACGCCGUUUCCCAGAACGCCGCGGCCUACGAGCAAGCCACAAAAUACCCGCACUCAUUCGAUCAACAACAUCGGAAGCCACAAUAAUGAGUCGGGCUGUGCUCUCAGCGACGGGAUGCAUUGUGCUCAACUGCUACCUAUCGGGAAGUGAGCACUGCAGAACGACAAAGCCAACGGGUUCGGUCGCGUUGCCCGCCACCCGGCAUCCAUCUAAAUAAUAGCCAGAACGGCGUCCUGACCCAUCGUUCCUCGUCCACAUAAUGAUCGCCAAGGCGAAGGAAACAAUCAAGCAUGGGGUGCCUGACCAAGCUUCAAUCAUCACCCGUGCGCCGAGACGCUGAGUACUAGAAAGUCCAGAGUCAGGAUGCAGAACCCUUUUUGCCGUUAGAUGCCACCCACCUACGUAUCCUGGCAGUGCCGUUUUCCCUCGUCUCAUUUCGG